AACUCAAUGCACUGAUCUGUUGUUGCUCAACGUUACCCGUCAUCACCAUCAUUUCUCUAGCCGCAGCUGGCAGAUUUGUAAAUUAUGAGCAUGGAUUGAACGGACUAUGAGCGUUAUUUUUCACAUGGCAGGGCAGUGGAAAAGUCAUUUAUCUGACGGUUACAUGUGUGGAAGAAACCCGCGUCUUCAGUUUCAUCGGAAAAGAGAAAGAAGAGAGAAGGUGAGCAGUGGCCAUGGAGGCUGUAUUUCACUCUCUCCUCUCUGCAGCUGGCCGGCUGCCUUGGUUUCUUCUGACACUGUUAACAUCAUGGACGGUCAUGUCUUCAGCAGAUAUAAAGCAGACAAGAUGGCCAUUAUACUCCCAGAAGCCUAUUCUUCUUGCAUGGAAUGCCCCAACACAGGAGUGUGCCCCGCGACAUCGCGUAACUUUAUCUUUGGACCAGUUUGACAUUGUGGCGUCCCCCAAUGAGGGCUUUGUCCGGCAGAACCUUACUAUCUUCUACAAGGAGCGCCUCGGGCUGUAUCCCUAUUAUGAGCGUGGUGGCACUGCAGUGAAUGGAGGCCUUCCACAGCUUGCUAGCCUCACUCAGCACUAUGAAAAGAUGCCUGAAGGGGUGCAAAAAUACAUACGUGAGCCAGACGCAAAAGGUUUGGCUGUUAUUGACUGGGAGGAGUGGCGCCCAUUGUGGAUCCGAAAUUGGGAUAUUAAGGAUAUCUAUCGAAAUAAAUCCCGUGAGAUGGUGGCCAACAAGAACCCUAAGUGGACCCUGGAACAAGUGGGAAAAGUUGCACAGCAGGAAUUUGAGCUCUCGGCUCGCCAAUUCAUGCUGCAGACUCUGAAAAUUGCAAAGAAUUUGAGGCCCAAUCAACUGUGGGGCUUCUACCUGUUUCCAGACUGUUACAACCAUGACUACAGGAGUGGCCUGAAGAACUAUACAGGCCGCUGCCCUGUGGUGGACAUGGCCCGCAAUGAUCAACUUAACUGGUUGUGGAUGGAAUGCACUGCACUCUUCCCGUCUAUAUACAUUGAUUCUAUGCUGAAAUCCACAAAUUAUGGGAGCUUGUUUGUUCGAAACAGGGUGAAGGAGGCAAUGCGCCUGGCGUCUGUUGGGGAUGGAUUAGCGCAUCCUGUAUUUGUUUACACCCGGCCCACAUAUAUCAGUCAGAUGACCCUCCUAACUGAGAAAGAUCUGGUCUCCACUAUCGGUGAGAGUGUUGCACUCGGAGUAGCAGGUGUUAUCUUCUGGGGGGACACGUCAUAUGCCAGCAGCAAUGUCAGCUGCUCCACCCUAAAUAAGUAUCUUCAGGGACCACUUGGCCGGUACCUGCUCAACGUGUCUACAGCAGCAGAACAGUGCAGUCAGGUGCUGUGUAAAUCUCACGGCCGCUGUCUGCGCACUGUACCAGACAGCGACGUGUACCUUCAUCUCAACCCCUUAACCCACAGCAUCACCAGUCAGGGGGGGCAAUUGAAGGUUACUGGCGUGCCUGGCCAAGCUGAGCUGACUCUUUUCCACACACAUUUCCAGUGCCAAUGCUACAGUGGGUACAGGGGUGAGGGCUGUGCUCAGAAAGAAAAAGGGCAGAAUAAAGCCUCCUCUGUUCUAGGAACCUGGCCUCUUUGCUUUUUACUCCCACUUGGACUCCUCACUCUGCUACACUGAGGAAACUGAGAAGCCCAAACUAUUCACCACUUCUGCCAGCUCAGAAAACAACGGUUCCGUCUUUUUGACAUAAAAGUAGUGCGAGUUACUGAGCACUAGUGAUACUGAUGUAUUGACCGCAGCUCAGAGAGAUCGUCCUGUGGUCAGAUAUUUCCAGUAAGACAGGAGCUAGUGAUCCCAGCACACAGAUCCAUCCAACAAAAAUAUUAGUUUCUGGGAGAUCUCCAAUCUCACAACUGCCUCCUGGAGCUAACAUCUAUCCAUCAGUGUUGCAAGUGGUCAUUAACUCAUACCAUUGUUUGUCAAAAAUGAAAUCUGUCCCUUAAAGGCCUCCGCCAUGCUCCAUGCUGACCUUGACCUCCAGAUGAGGAUAUACUGUCACUACACUUUCAUCGGGACUACAAUGUCUUUGUGGAACUGUACUCACAAAGAAAUGCCUUAUGAAAACAGACUGUUUAACCUCAAGGUUUUUUUAUGUAUCUGUUUUUUUUAUGAUGGACACAAGAGAAGUAGAGCUUAAAGUGGAAGAAAGGUCAAUUUAAUGCCCAGCUCAUCACAACAGAAAGUAGUUUUAUGUAUUGUGCUUUUGGAUAUUGCUGCCUAAACUCAGCAUUUUAAUUUGUAUCUGUUGAUGUAUCAAGCCAAGACAUUUAGCCUUAAGACUGAAAUACAAAUAUUUCAUUGUGCCAGAAAGUGAUAAAUUAUGACGAAUGCAGCCUUUAAAGUCCAACUGAAAUUGCAUGUAUUUUUUUUUCUGUUACAGCAUAUCUACUCUGUAAAUCACAUGUCCUGUGUGUGUGUGGGAGAAAUUUACAUUUUAUAGUUUUUGGUUUCAUGAUGGCACCCCCUAUCUGCAUUCAUUUGUCUGAAUAUUGUUAGUUUUCCGUCUUCGUAGAUAGAGAUCUUGUUUCCAUACAGCCAAUCAAAUCACUUGAUUUUAAACUAUAUUUGCUUAAA
Molecule: messenger RNA, 2621 nt
Organism: Thunnus maccoyii (southern bluefin tuna)
Lineage: Eukaryota; Metazoa; Chordata; Actinopteri; Scombriformes; Scombridae
Gene: hyal2b
Product: hyaluronidase 2b
Exons: 4
Coding region: 234-1664 (476 amino acids)
Biological process (GO): carbohydrate metabolic process; hyaluronan catabolic process
Molecular function (GO): hyalurononglucosaminidase activity; hyaluronoglucuronidase activity
Source: RefSeq, a predicted model, not a curated record